UCAUUGAUGUGUUUUGUAUGUAAUACUUGCGUGUUGUUUACGCGUGUAAUUUGGUUAACGUUUGUAAGCUGAGUAUGUCGAGGGACAUAGAUAAAAAGCCGAUAUUUAGAGAUCUAGCUGCAGAUGACCCAGAUCCCGAAACAACAGAAAUUGAAAGCCUUUGUAUGAAUUGUGGCGAAAAUGGCAUUACAAGGUUAUUGCUUACAAAAAUUCCAUUUUAUAAGGAUGUCGUGUUAAUGUCCUUUGAUUGUGAAAAGUGUGGAUUCCAGAACAAUGAAAUUCAGUCGGGUGGUAAAGUUGCAGAAACUGGUGUAAAAAUUGUGUUGAAAAUCAGUACUCAGAGAGAUUUAAAUCGGCAAGUUGUGAAGUCGGAUUAUACUUCGGUAGAAAUUCCGGAAGUCGAAUUUGAAAUUCCAGCUCAGUCACAGAAAGGAGAAAUAACAACUGUCGAAGGUAUAAUUGACAGAAGUAUAACUGGGUUAAAACGAGAUCAACCACAGAGGCGUGAAGAAAAUCCGGAAGCUGCAGAAAAAAUAGAGCAGUUCAUAUCAAAGUUGAAAGAUUUAAAGGAGAUGAAAAUGCCUUUUUCUAUGAUUUUUGUUGACAUAAGUGGGAAUAUGUUCAUAGAAAAUCCUAAUGCACCACACAGGGAUACUGGUGUCACCGUUACAUAUUUCGAUCGAACAAAAGAACAAGACCAUUCCUUGGGCAUCUAUGAGCAUACUGAGAUCGAAGAGAGUGGUGGUGAUGAACCAGGAAUUUUGAAACCUCUAAGAGAAGGAGAACACACUUUGGAGGAUCUGCAAGGAGAAGUUCUACAGUUUCCAACAAACUGUCCCGAUUGUAACUGUCCUUGCCAGACAAAUAUGAAGUUGACUAAAAUUCCUCAUUUUAAGGAGGUCAUCAUAAUGGCCACAAAUUGUGAAAGCUGUGGGCAUCGCACCAACGAAGUGAAAUCAGGAAGUGCUAUCGAACCGAAAGGUGUUCGUAUAGAAGUAACUAUUUCUUCACCGAAAGACCUCACUAGAGAUUUGCUAAAGUCAGAAACAUGUUCUUUAAUCUUGCCAGAGCUUGACGUUGAGGUGGGCCCGGCGGCAUUGGGAGGUCGCUUCACGACUGUGGAAGGGAUACUUGUCGCAAUGAAGGAGCAGCUGGCUGAACGCGGAGCGAUGUUCGGCGACAGUGUGACUCCUGAAACCUCAGAGAAGCUCUCUGCUUUUCUUGCCCGGCUCGACUGUGUGCUAAACUGCAAAGAAUCUGCUACUUUGGUUCUAGACGAUCCUGCUGGAAACAGUUAUAUUCAGAACCUAACAGAUGAUUGUGGCGAAGACCACGGGCUUAAAAUAACUUACUACGAAAGAUCAUUUGAGCAGAACGAAGAACUGGGACUGAAUGAUAUGAAAACAGAGAACUAUGAACAAGAUUGAAGAGUCAAAACGUUACAUUUUAUGUAAUAGGAAUUGUUUUUUAUGUAUUAGUUACU
Molecule: messenger RNA, 1483 nt
Organism: Schistocerca nitens (vagrant locust)
Lineage: Eukaryota; Metazoa; Arthropoda; Insecta; Orthoptera; Acrididae
Gene: Zpr1
Product: zinc finger protein ZPR1
Exons: 7
Coding region: 75-1427 (450 amino acids)
Cellular component (GO): nucleus; cytoplasm
Molecular function (GO): zinc ion binding
Source: RefSeq, a predicted model, not a curated record